UGGAGUCGGACAGGACAGUAUCAGUUCCACGACUGUCGGAGAAGGUCGUCCCUCAGAGUAAUGUGCAGGGUCCAAAUACCACAACUACGGUACCUGUGCAAGUUGCCACAGGAACUAACUUUUGUUCAAUGCCACAGAAAUUGCAAAGGUUUCUCAAAGGUGAACCAAAGGCUUUAGGGGUUAUUCAGAUCAUGAUUGGAUUGAUUAACAUUUGCUUUGGGAUAGUCCUGGCAUUUCCUGGAUCACUCGCUUUUUCUGUAGGAAUUCCAUUUUGGGCAAGCAUAAUGUACAUUAUUUCUGGAAGUCUCUCUAUUUGUGCUGCCAAUAAGAUGCAACCUUGUCAAAUUAAAGGAGCCGUGGUUGCGAAUAUCAUCAGCACAAUUUUCAGCUGCAUUGGAAUCAUCAUGUGUUUACAAGAUUUAACAGUUCAAUUUUGGUGUUAUGGUCCAUAUUGCUAUAAUGAUUUAUUUCAGGUUUCACAAGGAAUGAAGGUUGUCCUGUUGAUUUUUACUAUUCUUGAGUUCUGUGCGAGCUUGUUAACAUCAAUCUAUGGCUGCAAAGCAACCCGUGGAAACCCAGAACAGCCUCUAAUUAUCAUCCAGCAGAAUGUUGACCCAUCAGGAAUUCCUGUGCAGAUCCCACAGUGUAAUGUUCCACUGCUGACAACUCCUAUCACACAGCCAUAUGAUCAGCCUCCAAAUAUGCCAUCUUGCCCUCCUCCAUAUUCUAAGUAAAAGUGAGGUUGAGCUCUACAGCACAUGACAUUGACGACAAUGACUGUGGAAAGGGUUUUGCCAUCAAAAUGCAAGCCUCAGAUCUUUAUUUUUAUUAAUCAACAUUUAACUCAAAUAUCUUUUAUUCUAUGUUUCUUUGCUUAAGAAAAGUACUGAUUUACUUUAUUUUAAUUGACACUCCCGAGUCCUCAAGAAUCUCUAUGGAAGUGAAUCUUUGUGUUUUCGCUUAAGAGAUAUAUAAAGUGUAGUAAAUAUUUACAUUUAUUUUUUUACUGAUAUGGUGAUUCAAGGAGAAUGACAUUCACUAUGAUUUGGGGUUUUUGUAAAUCUUUCAGUAUCAGAAGAGAUUAUAUUUUUGCCUGGAAUUGAUUUCAUUAAAUGUUUUCUCAGUUUCCUGUAUUUGAUUAAUCUGAGUUAGAUUUAUUGUAGAUACAAAUUAUGAUAGCCUCGCUACCCAUAUCAGCUCUUUUUCUUGUAACCUUUUUGUUUUAAUAUAUAAAUGCUGGGCAGUUGCUCUGAGGUUUUUGAGUAUGCACCAGUGAAGGUACAGUAUAGGCCUGUCCUUCACCAUGACAUCUCAUUUAAUUUCACACAAUACAAUACUCCUAGUCUAUAUAUACAUCUGGCGACAACCAUGAGUGAAUUUUGCAUAAAGGUGGAUGUGAACAAUUAGAUGGCACACAUUUCUAAACAAAUCCAACACCUCAUGAAGGCGUUAAUCAAAGUAGGUACAGUGAUUAAGAACUGCAAAGAGCAGCAGUUCUCUUGUUAAUUUGGUCUGACAGAGAGUAAGCUGCUGAUUAUGCGGAAGAGUUGAAAAGUCUCCAACAAACCCUAUUAAACAUAUAAAUGUACAUUGCAUGUACAAAGAGCACAUUGUGCAUGUUAAAAAUAUACAUAACCUGUUGCAAGGGAGAAACCUUUCUGUAAUAUCAAAAUUAUACUUUGGCAUUUGACGACAUCAAUGGACAAGUGAAUGAUACCUUGUCGUAGGUGUGUGCUCUCUUGUUGUCCAGUGUUACAAUGAUAGUGUAGGAGUCAAUGUGAGUUUGAAAGAAUUGGCAGCUAUACUUGUGAAAAUGAAAACUGCAAAGCCUGCCUUUGAAAUAAAUGGUGUCACACCCUGUCAAAUGGGCUUCUGUUAAGAAGCUCAUAGCAAAGAGCCACAGAAGACAAAGAUUUCAGUACUCAAAACACACGAAUCGACAAAUCUACCUAAUGACAACAGUAAAGCAUGGACAAGGCUGCACAGAAUCCACCUUCUGAAUGAACAUUUAAACAAGUAACUGAAGAAAGUUGGGAGUGAAAACAUUUCAUGCUAGAAUAUAAACACUGAAUUUUAACACUAGACCACAAUGCUUAUCUAAAGUCUGCUGUUGUUAUGCUAUAUGCAAACAGAAGCCCUUCUCAAAUGUGUGUAGCUACGGUGUCAUACAUAUGUGUGUAUGUGUGUAAGUCUGUCUUCACUGUCAGUUCAGUACAAUGUACAAAUGAAUCAUUAAGUUUUGAUUGCCUUGUGAUACUGAGUCUCUGAAUGAAUGAGGGCAGUUUAGCUUUCCAUUUCCUUUCAGCAUCAAAUCUCUUUUUCAAUUUCCACAACUCUGUUCCUGAACCCCAACAGUUUAGAUCAGUGCACAAACUAAAGGUAUUAGGGGGUGGGUGUUUUUUGGAAGAAGUCCUGUGGGUGUAGUUAUUUGCAGCGCUGGAUUUCAUCACUAUUCAUUACAGAUUUUGGAAUGGGCUUCCCCAGAUAUGUAUUCUGAAUUGAGAAUCACAUCUGGCCCUACAAGACUCCCAUCACAAAGUUUGGGCUCUGGAGACAAGAAUAUAUUUUACUAUUAAUUUCUUAGUUUGAAUUUAGGGUGCGGUUAAAUGCUUAGACUAGCAUGACUUUUAUAAAUUGUUCUGUACUUCAUAUUUGCUACAUCCUUUGUGAAUAUAUGCCAUGCUAAUGGAAAAAAACAGUGUACUCCAAACUUAAAAUGUAGCAUAGAAUGCAAAUAGAAUCUGUUACCUGAAAAGCCUUAUAGGUUGAUGUCCAAAUUUGAAUUUCUGUUGUCUUUUAAUUAUUGUUUGCUGAUGCUUUUACAGAUGUUCCAAAUAUGUUAUAUUCAGCUGGCAAAACUUCAUAGUUCACUAAUUAUUAUUAAACCAUCCUGUGAAAUGUUUAAAUAACAUUUUUCUCAUAAUAAGUACCUUAUCUAAUAAAUCUUCAUUUGUAAGCCAGACAGAGUAACUGCUAAAUAAGGAACCAUAUGCUAUGUUAUACCCAUAUUUUGAGCCAUGCAUACUCUAGAGGUUACAAAGUGUUUUCACAGCUUCUUUCUUCUUUUUUAAUGUGUGGUUUGGUACUUCUGCCAGUUGUUGAGGCUGCCCAAACCUCAAAGUACAAAUGGUGUUGUUUAUAAAGUGAACAGAGAUUUGAGACUCAGGAUUUAUGUGAUGUGGAUUUGCCGACCCCUGUGCUGGGACAAAGUAGUGACUGCUUUUUGUGUCACCCAGCAGCACUAAUUUUUCAAGACCCUAAUAAUAUAAACCUGGGCUACCUAUGCAAUAUUUAAGAAUAUCAGACUUUGCUGUACCUGUUUGGGGCCACAUUGCUCUAAUUUAUCUAGGUUUCCUUCACACAUGCUACUAUACAAAAGUCAUAAAAACAAUCUGACAGUAAGAAAGUGGUAUGAAAUUAAAUUUUAAGAUUAUUAAAGGACAGGAGCAUGAGUUUUAAGAUAUGGUUUAAAACCAACAUGACAUGUAGCAUCCAUGUCAGUGAGGAUAUAGUGCAAAGAUUGUAAAAUCCAUUAAAGAAUUUGGCUGAGGAAGAAGACAAUUUACAACUCUCAUCAGGUCAAGAUUUUUUUUUUUGUUUGAAAAUCUAUUUUCCUUUUCUUCAAUAACUCUAUCUCGAAUGUUCUGAAGGGAUUCAGGGAGAGAACAAUGCUGUCUAUAAGCAGUUUGGUCAUGGUUCUCUUUAUCUUUAAAGUUGGGGGAUCUGUUGAUAUUUCAAAAUAUCCUCAGAUAUCUUCCAACAUGGAAUUUACAGGCUUUAAGUCACUAAGAAUUACAACCUCAAAAAAAUGAUGUUUCCUCAACUGUACUAGAAACCCUGCUGCCUUCUGUUGAUGCAAAUAUCCAAUGUAGCCCCACUGUGUUCAGAAACCUCAGACAAAAUAUUCAGGAUACCCUCCUGAUUUUCAACAAGGCAUUGUGUCACAUUACAGUGACUUGUCCACUGGAUUUCCAAUAACCUUUUAAGUGAGUGGCAAUUAUAAUUCCAGGCUACAGAAUAACAGAGUGACCCAGAUAAGUCAAAGAAGUUUUUGCACAUGGCUCCCCCUGAAUUGCAUGGACCACUGCUAAGUGGAGUUGAUGGUUAUAGCAGUGCACAUGUGGAAUGUGAUUACCAAGCUUCUGUUGCAACAAUGCCUGCACUCCACUCUUGUGCCCACUUAUGACUGAUGCCUCAUCAAGACACUGGCUGAUUAUAUUAUCAGGACUGUAACCCUCAGUGGACAGAUGUUUGAUUAUUUCUGUGGUUGUAUAUUCAACAUUUAGCCAAGUCAAGCAUAAAACCAAAUAAAGAUUUACACAAAAAACCGUA
Messenger RNA from Polypterus senegalus (gray bichir), 4332 nucleotides. RefSeq names its product membrane-spanning 4-domains subfamily A member 15-like. The transcript is spliced from 7 exons. Gene Ontology annotation, cellular component: membrane. The record is from RefSeq and is a predicted model, not a curated record. The coding region runs from base 129 to 734 and encodes 201 amino acids. NCBI's taxonomy places the organism in Eukaryota, Metazoa, Chordata, Cladistia, Polypteriformes, Polypteridae.